Messenger RNA from Lactuca sativa (garden lettuce), 1017 nucleotides. RefSeq lists its product as uncharacterized. Gene Ontology annotation, molecular function: aspartic-type endopeptidase activity. Gene Ontology annotation, biological process: proteolysis. The record is from RefSeq and is a predicted model, not a curated record. Lineage: Eukaryota; Viridiplantae; Streptophyta; Magnoliopsida; Asterales; Asteraceae.
AUGCAAAGUUCCUUAAGGAACUUCUCACUAAUAGAAGUGAAGAAGGUAGUCCUCAAUGAAAACUGCUCAACUGUUAUGCUAAAUAAGCUACCAAAGAAGAAGGGUGACCCAGGGAGUUUGACUUUACCUUGCCAAUUUGGCAACUUGGAUGCUAUUUAUGCCUUAGCCGAUUCGGGAGCAAGUGUGAACCUAAUGCCAUAUUCAUUCUUUAAGAAGCUGGAUCUCCCGGAACCAAGGCCAAUUCGCAUGGCCGUUCACUUGGCAAACAAAACAGUCACCUUCCCAAGAGGCAUAUGCGAAGACUUACUAGUCAAGGUGGACAAAUUCGUCUUUCCCGCUGAUUUUAUCAUUCUAGACACGGAGGCGGAUCCACAAGUUCCAACCAUCCUUGGAAGACCCUUCCUCAACACGGCAAGUGCUAUAGUAGACAUGAGGGACUCGAAGCUCACCUUGCGGGUAGGAGAAGAUUCAGUCACAUUUGGGGUAGACCAAGCUAUGAAGUAUGCAAGGAACAGUGACGACACAACAUUCUCAAUUGAUAUGCUAGACGAAUUAUUGGAGGAAUUCAUAAGUGAAGAUUCCAACAAGCUCACAACUGAUGAUGAAGAAUUUGAUCCAGAAAAAGACUUAAUGGAAAUUGAAAGGCUGCUGGAAGAAGCUGAUUAUGAAGAAUUGGAUGCCAAGCCAAGACUGAUACGAUGGGUACUACUUCUUCAAGAGUUUUACAUAGAGAUACGAGACAAGAAGGGAAUGGAGAAUGUAGCAGCUGACCACUUGUCAAGGCUUGAAAACCCGCAAUUGCACGAAGAUAGAGUUGGCGAUAAUUUUCCGGACGAGUAUAUUAUGGUGGCCGUAGGAGAAGAACCAUGGUUUGCAAAUAUAGCUAACUACUUAGCUAGCAGUUACAUCCCAAAAGAUCUCACAAGUCAACAAAAAAAGAAAUUCUUUUCCGAGAUAAAAUAUUACUUUUGGGAUGAACCAUAUCUUUUCCGAAGCUACGCGGAUGGGAUCAUAUGA